ACUUUCACUGUCACACAACAACAACCAUGGCUAUGGGAAGAGGCGGUGCAAUAGUCUCAGCUCUCCUUCUGCUAUUCUGCUUCACGGAGAUGGCUCAGGCCGCCACCUUCACCGUCGGAGAUGGUGGUGGUUGGACAUUUAACACCCAACGAUGGCCUCAAGGAAAGACCUUUAGGGCUGGAGACACACUUGUGUUUAACUAUCGUCCUGGGACUCACAACGUGGCGGUAGUAAACAAGGCGGGUUACGAUGCAUGUAAGACUCCCUCAGGUUCAAAGGUUUUCACGUCAGGGAAGGAUCAGAUCAAGCUCGUGAGGGGCCAAAACUACUUCAUCUGCAAUUACCCAGGCCACUGCGAGUCCGCCAUGAAGAUUGCUGUCAAGGCUCUCUGAUUUAAUUAUUAUUAUAUUGCCAGAAAACUAAGACUUUUAAUCUCUAUAUAUCAUGCAUGAAUAAUAAUCUAGUAUCUGUCUGUUUUAGUAAUUCACUAUUCACUUGUAUUAUUAUGUGGGUGUGAGAGAAAAGUGUGUUAUUAUGAUGUACUAGUAAUUAUAUUAAUGAUGCAUGUUUGCUGUGCUUUGUAGUGCCGAAAA
This is a messenger RNA of Neltuma alba, 593 nucleotides long. Its product is annotated as basic blue protein. NCBI's taxonomy places the organism in Eukaryota, Viridiplantae, Streptophyta, Magnoliopsida, Fabales, Fabaceae. The record is from RefSeq and is a predicted model, not a curated record. Gene Ontology annotation, cellular component: plasma membrane. The coding region runs from base 27 to 392 and encodes 121 amino acids. Gene Ontology annotation, molecular function: electron transfer activity. The transcript is spliced from 2 exons.